UCUACUAUUUGAUCUCACGAGAUUCGUGCGGGGUCAUGGCUUCCUAUUUUGCAAGAUCAGCUGCGUCCCUGACGUGGAAAUCAAGCGUCUUCAUCUUAAAAGCGUAUCAGAGAAAAUAGUCUCAUGAAUCAUGGGGGGCUAUGCAUCCUUUCUGGUUAUAUAAAGGAGAUCCCUUAACAGAGUUACUGUCUACCCGAAAACGCGCUCCUCUCGAAGCCAAGGAAAGCAACUGCAUCUGCUUUUCCGGCUGGUAUUAUAUCAACAAGUAUAACACUUGUCCCGUGUGCGGCACCAGCCGUUGUUUAGAUUGUCCCCGUCGUCGCUACCAAAACCAGUCAGGUUUGAAAAUGGCUCGCUGUAGUACGUGCAAAGGCUCUGGUGAUGCGACAGUUACGUGCUCUACCUGUAGUGGGAGCAAACAGAUCACCGAUGUCGACCCCAACGGCAACGGAACAUUCAUCUUCCCCGGUACAAACAUGGUGGCUCGAGGAACACUCAUUGUGAAAACCUGUUACUACUGUAAAGGGGUAGGCACUGUGCGUGGUAAUUGCAGCACAUGCAAGGGUAGUGGAAAGGUCUAGAUGGACUUUCCGGCCACAUUGGGAGUGUUUAUGAGGCGUGUGAUGUUGCGCAAGGAGCAGGCUAUUGAAGGCGAACGGUAACUCUUAUGACCCGAAUAGGGUAGUCCCGCGGAACUGAAACUUGCUCAUGCCGGGCGUAACUCGGCGAUGUACCCAACGUUUACCAUCAAAUGUGCCAGCU
This is a messenger RNA of Xylaria bambusicola, 762 nucleotides long. RefSeq lists its product as uncharacterized. Lineage: Eukaryota; Fungi; Ascomycota; Sordariomycetes; Xylariales; Xylariaceae. The record is from RefSeq and is a predicted model, not a curated record. The transcript is spliced from 4 exons. Bases 141 to 581 code for a protein of 146 amino acids.